Molecule: messenger RNA, 972 nt
Organism: Rhodotorula graminis WP1
Lineage: Eukaryota; Fungi; Basidiomycota; Microbotryomycetes; Sporidiobolales; Sporidiobolaceae
Exons: 7
Coding region: 1-972 (323 amino acids)
Source: RefSeq, a predicted model, not a curated record
AUGGACGCACACCGCAGCAACUUGCUCGACCUUGCCGGCGCAGGUCACGACCUCGCAGGCCAGCUGCAGGGGACGCACACCUGCAGUCCCGCCUUCAAGUACAUCGUCGCCGGCCCUGCAGCAGCAGCCUCGUGGGUCCUCGAACUACCCGCGAGCGACCUGUCGAACAAGCUCGCCAGUUUGAUUUUCGUCCCGACGAACCUCUGCAGGAUCCGCAUCAUACCCUUGGUCCCGACCGCCGCCUGGGACCGCUCGUCGCACGCACAGCUCCAAGGCAUCAUCGUUGGCGACCGCCAACGAGGCGAGAACUACCGCAGCCCGUACUUUUCCUUGCCUCGUCAGGUCGUCGGGACGAGCGGCGCAACGACCAACAUCAAGGUCAAGCUCGAAUUGUCAGGCCUCGCCAUGGAGCCGGCAAAUUGGAGGCUGUCGUGUCACAAGAACCCGCGGGCACCUCUCGCUCCCAUCCAGACGGCACCGCCCAUCAUCUACAGCGCCCUCGUCGGCAUCAAGCACAUGCGCGAGGAGCAGUCGCGCCCGGGCAUGUCCACCGCCAAGUCGCGCGACUGCGAGUCGAUCCUCAUGUCGGACUUUCUCGGGCUCCUUAUCGUGGUCGAGCUGCACAACGUUCCCGGCGCCGAAGCGCCCAAGGGCGGCCUCGACUCGUGGCGCCACUUUGUGCGCUUGCUCACCGUCGACGUGUACAAGGCGAUGCGGGACUUUGUCGCCCGCGGCGGGCUCGACGGCCGCUUUGCGCGCGACGCGGCGACCUGGUUCGUCGAGCACGCGUCGGAGGCCGACGAGGGCGAGUUCGACGUCUUCCUCGCGGCGGCCCAACGCGCGAUCGACUGGGUCAAGAUGCUGUUCACGUACGACCAUACUGGUCGUCCGAUUCAGCCGGCCUUCGAGUUCCGCUCGCUCAAGAAGGCGGCUCACUCGGCGUUCGUCCCUCAAGCUCGUCGCGUCUUGUAG